Messenger RNA from Cuscuta campestris, 1524 nucleotides. The record is from the annotation of a GenBank genome assembly. NCBI's taxonomy places the organism in Eukaryota, Viridiplantae, Streptophyta, Magnoliopsida, Solanales, Convolvulaceae.
CCGAAUUCUCACUUAACUCCAUCUUGCUUUUUCGAGAGCCUGAGACUGAGAGGGAUUCGCCGAGAGCCUAGGACGUUCGCAGACUCCCAGCCAUCGCCAAGAUCGGCGUCUCUCCGUCCGUCGGCCGAUCUUCCCGAUCAUCGCCGGCGACUGCACCAAUCUAACUUAUCGCCGGUCCGAAUCGUACGGGGCCUCCGUCAAUUCCCACUCGAAGACGAUCGAAUCUCACUGGCUUUCUCUUGAUUCAUGAAUGGUGUAUGAAGUUGUAAACUUGGAGUAAAAUGGAAGGAGGGAUUGAAGGGAGUGAAGAGGAGGUGAUGCAGCAGCAUCCUAAGGUGCAUUACCUGCCGGAGCAUGAUGAUCACCAUCACCAUGGGUUUAUGAGCAAUGGGGACGUGAUGGAGCACGAUGAUGAUGGUGGUGGUGAUGGGAAUGGAGGGAGCGGAGGGAGUGACUGUAUGGAGGGCGAUGCUAAUGGGAGUCUGUUGGACAAUCAUAGUGCAAUGGUAGUUCACGGUGGAGCUGAAACUAAUAAUCAGCUUACUCUCUCAUUCCAGGGACAAGUCUAUGUGUUUGAUUCCGUGUCUCCUGAAAAGGUGCAAGCCGUGCUCUUAUUAUUAGGUGGACGCGAGGUCCCUCCAACCACCCCUAUACCUAUGCCUAAUCAAAAUUAUAGAAGUGUACCUGCUGCACCUCCGAAGCUUAAUGUUCCCCAAAGAAUUGCCUCGUUAAUUAGAUUUAGAGAAAAACGUAAAGAUCGGAAUUUUGAGAAGAAAAUUCGAUACACUGUCCGAAAGGAGGUUGCUCUCAGGAUGCAACGAAACAAAGGGCAAUUUACAUCAUCAAAACCCAAUCAGGAUGAGUCAGCAACAGCUUCUAAUUGGGACUCAUCCCAGAGAUGGGCUUCAAAUGGAGGCGGAUCUCAAAUUCAAAAUCAAGAGAUUUUCUGCCGGCACUGUGGUAUCAGUGAGAAAUCAACCCCAAUGAUGCGACGUGGACCAGAAGGGCCCAGGACCCUUUGUAAUGCCUGUGGGCUAAUGUGGGCAAAUAAGGGAACUCUGAGAGAUCUUUCUAAGACACCGCCGCCGCUGCCACCACCGCUAGGGCAUGGCUCAUCCCUUCACCGAAGCGAAGAGAAUGGAAAUGUGGAGGCUGCUCAAGCUAUUAGAGAAGUUGAAAAUGGAAGUGAAUCACUCUGAAUUUUUCCACUGUUCAAAACCACAAUGACUGUAUGAUAGGUAGGACUUUGGCUUGGUCUUUGAAGCCCCUUGCUCUUUCCAUAUACGAUAAUCACAGUCAUUUCAUACCGGCUUAAGUUUCUGUUCACUUAGCUUUGGCGAUUUCUUCUUCUGUAUCAUAUUGAUGGCGAAUCUCAGCUGAGUGUACUAUAGGUCUCUCUCACAUCCAUAGAAAUUCAACUCCAUUUUCCAAUGUAUUUUAUUUGAACAUAUCUGAGUUUCAAAGCUAGUCUAGUGUUCAUGUAAAGUUUGCUUUUGGUUCAAAUAAUAAAUGUGAAAUUAUUCC